Guyanagaster necrorhizus is the source of this 2248-nucleotide messenger RNA. RefSeq lists its product as uncharacterized. The transcript is spliced from 8 exons. Gene Ontology annotation, cellular component: TRAPP complex; Golgi apparatus. Gene Ontology annotation, molecular function: protein binding. The record is from RefSeq and is a predicted model, not a curated record. NCBI's taxonomy places the organism in Eukaryota, Fungi, Basidiomycota, Agaricomycetes, Agaricales, Physalacriaceae. Bases 25 to 1956 code for a protein of 643 amino acids.
GCAAUACUAUUAUCAAGUCGCAUUAUGCUCUCCAUCUCUCACAUUGAGGAACCCAGCGCCAAGAGCUCCCGCCGUUCGCCAUUAAAGAACAUGGCACAGAAGAUGAAGAGGGGAGUUCAGCGGAUACGGCGCUGGGGUUCGUCUUCGGCUCACGUAAUCCCUAGUCCCAGUAUGUCGACGUCCCCGAAACCAAACAUUGCCACUCUUCCUUUAAACUCCACCCUUCCCGAAUACGCUGAAUCUCUCCAUUCCUUCCCUUACUCCAACGCAAAGGUAUACGGUAGCGAUUCACUCGGGUGUCUGAAUAUCGGGGCUAUCGACCGGGUCAGUCAUCAUUCCUAUACUACAAUUUCCUCGUUGUCGGGCAUGUCGAGCGAUGUAGUUCAGUCGCAGACGACUGAAGGUGAGAGCAAAGGACGGCAUGAUGCGCCAGCAGCACCUCUGAUUGAGGAGGUUCCUGUUGAUGCUACAGUUGAUGAAUAUGACGAGCAGAAGGAAGGGAGGAAUCAGGGUAACGUUGAGACUGCUGAGAAGCAAUCAGAUGAGAACCUCAAGACUGCCGACGAAGUUGGAUCAUCGUCUUCUCUGUUCACAUCGGUGUACAACCACCCGGACGUUCCGGACCCUUUUCUCAUCGACGAUGACGAUGACAAGAGCGAUAGCGGCCGCGUCUCCGACGACCCAUCGCCGCAGCUCUCUAGCUCGCGGCAAAGUAUGGCACCCGCUGAGGAAAUCCCUCUUGCCGCUUCACUGGCUUCGCCUUCCUUGAACAUUCACAAGGACGUGCCACCGCCCCCGCCUGCAGAAGUAGACACCGACGCAGAUGAAGAGGAAGCACCGGACUUGUAUCUACCGGGACUCGUGCUACCUACGAUGUUCCUACCCAUCCCGAAUACUGAUCCUUUGACUACUCUUCUCACCAAAUAUAUUUAUCCACCUGAUAAGCGCCCCUUUCGAGAUUCGACUGGCGAGUGGCAGCACGCCAAUUUCCAUACCCUCGUCAUGACCAACAGCUGGAGGGCGCUUGCGAGAAUGGCUCGCGAUAGACUCGUUACCUCAGACCCAGAAGACUUGACCUCGAUUUUGGGUCUUUGGUAUUUACGUUUGGCGUGUCUAGCUCGUCUCCGCCUUUUCAACCAAACGUCAGCGGAGUGUACCAAUCUAUUUUCCGUCUUGAACGGCAUUGCGCCACCUUCAGCACGGGAAUGGGUCUUUGAGCGAAUUCUUCCAUUCGAGCUAGAAGUCAUGCAUGCACGUCUAAAAUACUGGGCGGGCGAUCAUAUUGGGUAUCUCGAUGUGUUGGGCUCGCUCCUCAGCACAUGCCGGUCAAAAUCACGCACGUCGAAGAACGACCCAACGUCCGUGACGAUGUGGAAAGAGCGUGGAGCGAGAUUGGCCUUAAUUAUGGCGUCCCAAUUGAUGGAAAUGAAUGGCUUUGGUGCGGCGACGAAGCUGCUGGAUCCCCUGUGUGAUCAGAACACCACGGCGUCUUCUGCCCUCCGUUCCACUAUUGCCAGGAUUUAUUUGCAGGCGGGACAAAUUGAUAUGGCUACAAAGCAUUUUGCUAUCGUUGCAAUGGACCCGUCUGUAGACCCAUCAGCGAAGGACAUGAAUGCGGCUUUGUUGGCGUCAGCGCAUGGUCAGUGGGAGCGAGCCAGCGAACUAUUAAGAAGGAUUUUGGAAAAGGACGCCGAGGAUUACGCAGUGGUGAAUAAUUUGGCGGUUACGCUUUUGGGACGAGGAAAGCUCAAAGAGGGUAUCGAGAUGCUGGAAAAGGCUUUGAAGACAUCUCCAUCGAGUGUUGUGGUUGCAGAACCUUUUCUUUUUAACCUAUCUACACUGUACGAGCUGCGGUCUGCUACUGGAGCGGAUAAAAAAAGAGACCUCCUUGUUGAAGUUGCACAGUGGAGUGGAGAUGGACUUAGGACGACAUGUUUGAAGAUGCCUACGAAUUAACUGCUCUUUCUUAUCCAGAAUUUUCGAGCUGCCUGAUACAACGAGCAGCGGCCUGUGUUGCUUCUACGAGACAGUUAAAUUGGUGAUCGAGCUGUGAGUUCGGCACUGUGAAUGCUUCCAGCAAUGAUACUCGGAUGAAAAUAUUACUCACAGCAUCUUAAAUAUCUAGGUAGAUAACCAUUACGGCGUUGCCAGAUCCAUUCUAUUCCCUGACUUUGACAGCUCCAUUCGAUGCCUAAUUUACCGUAUGUUUUCAAGUGGUUACCUAUAUCGAGUAAGUGUGCGCGCAACC